CUCUUUUUUUUUUUUUUUCCCCAAUCCACGGCCCAACCGGCCGCAGAGUCCACACUUCCUCUCUCCCAAGCUCGUGUUGAUGUGACGGCUCGGACGAGGGGAGCGUCCUCGUGCAUAAGCCGAUGCCAUCCCCGCGGCCCUGCCCGGGAUGAGCCGGGCGCUGGAGGAGCCCGCCGCCGGGGGCUUGCGCUUGCCGACACGUUGCGGCCUGCGUAUUCCCGAAGAACAUCUGGCCUGCAAGAUAGCGUAGAGGAGAUGCUUCUUAAUAUAUUUUGAAAUCGUGCUCCUGUCUACAGGAAAUGCACGCAGUGCCCUCCGAGGCAGCCUUUAAUCCUGUGACCUGAAGAAUGCUUGCAGACCCUAAUUAUGUCUCUCAUGACUCUGCUAGAUACUGGUAUUUUCGUGUGAGUGUAAGCUGAAUCAUGCCAGUGUUGCCUUUUUCCAAGUUUGGAUGCUCUUCCAAGAGUCACAUGUCCAAACCAUCCAGAUGCGAUUUUAGUGGAGGACUACAGAGCUGGUGAUAUGAUCUGUCCUGAAUGUGGCCUGGUUGUAGGUGACCGGGUUAUUGAUGUGGGAUCUGAAUGGAGAACUUUCAGCAAUGACAAAGCAACAAAAGAUCCUUCUCGAGUUGGAGAUUCUCAAAAUCCUCUUCUGAGUGAUGGAGAUUUGUCUACCAUGAUUGGCAAGGGUACUGGAGCUGCUAGUUUUGAUGAGUUUGGCAAUUCUAAGUACCAGAAUCGGAGAGCAAUGAGCAGUUCUGAUCGGGCAAUGAUGAAUGCAUUCAAGGAAAUCACGACCAUGGCCGACCGAAUCAACCUCCCUCGAAAUAUAGUUGAUCGAACAAAUAAUUUAUUCAAGCAAGUGUAUGAACAGAAGAGCCUGAAGGGAAGAGCUAAUGAUGCCAUAGCCUCAGCUUGUCUCUACAUUGCCUGUAGACAAGAAGGGGUUCCUAGGACAUUUAAAGAAAUAUGUGCCGUAUCACGAAUUUCUAAGAAAGAGAUUGGUCGAUGUUUUAAACUUAUUUUGAAGGCUUUAGAAACCAGUGUGGAUUUGAUAACAACUGGGGACUUCAUGUCCAGAUUCUGUUCCAACCUCUGCCUUCCUAAACAAGUGCAGAUGGCAGCUACGCAUAUAGCUCGUAAAGCUGUGGAGCUGGACUUGGUUCCCGGGAGGAGCCCAAUAUCUGUGGCAGCGGCAGCCAUUUACAUGGCCUCACAGGCAUCAGCUGAGAAGAGGACCCAAAAAGAAAUUGGAGAUAUCGCUGGCGUUGCUGAUGUUACAAUCAGACAGUCCUACAGAUUAAUUUAUCCUCGAGCCCCAGAUUUAUUUCCUACAGAUUUCAAAUUUGACACCCCAGUGGACAAACUGCCACAGCUCUAAGUUGAGGCAGCCAACAUCAAACUUGUAUGUACACAGAACUUUACCUAUUGUACGUCGCUCAGAAGACUGGGUUGAUCCUUUAAGGAGGAAAAGGACGUGGUACGCAUUCCAGGGCUACAUGUUAUUGCUUGGCAUUCUAUAUGUAUAUACUAGUGAAACAUAUUUAAUGAUUUAAAUUUCUUAUUGAAUUUGCUUUCUUUUGUAGCAAUCUAGGAUACUGUAUUUUGGAAGAUAUUUGAAAUUACGUGAUUGAAUAAAAAUUUUUCAAAGCUAAA
Molecule: messenger RNA, 1655 nt
Organism: Ochotona curzoniae (black-lipped pika)
Lineage: Eukaryota; Metazoa; Chordata; Mammalia; Lagomorpha; Ochotonidae
Gene: GTF2B
Product: general transcription factor IIB
Exons: 7
Coding region: 523-1380 (285 amino acids)
Biological process (GO): transcription preinitiation complex assembly; transcription initiation at RNA polymerase II promoter
Cellular component (GO): transcription preinitiation complex; nucleus
Molecular function (GO): TBP-class protein binding; RNA polymerase II general transcription initiation factor activity
Source: RefSeq, a predicted model, not a curated record